Molecule: messenger RNA, 1317 nt
Organism: Cynocephalus volans (Philippine flying lemur)
Lineage: Eukaryota; Metazoa; Chordata; Mammalia; Dermoptera; Cynocephalidae
Product: probable E3 ubiquitin-protein ligase TRIML2
Biological process (GO): protein ubiquitination; innate immune response; regulation of gene expression
Cellular component (GO): cytoplasm
Molecular function (GO): protein binding; zinc ion binding; ubiquitin protein ligase activity
Source: RefSeq, a predicted model, not a curated record
AUGUCCAAAAGACUCAGCCCCUGGUUCCAGCACGACAUCACCAAAGAUACCUAUUGUGAUAUAUACUUGGAACCAGCACAGCUGUUCUGUGAUGAGGAGCAAAUCACACUUUGCAGCAAAUGCUUCCAGUCCCACAAGCACAAGCAUCACAUGGUGUAUGGGAUACAAGAGGCUACUGAGAAUUACAGAAAGUUAUUCCAGAAAAUAUUGAGCAUUGAGGAAAAACUUGAAGUAGCUAAAAGCAUAUUGCCUGAUGAGCAAGAAAGAAUGAUCAUGAUCCAGGAGGAAGAGCAGAAUUUUAAAGAGCUGAUUGAGUCUGAAUAUAGGAUAAGAUUCUGGUUGGUGAAUGAAGAGAAUGAGCUGAACAUCCAGAGACUGGAAGGUUGCCUAUUUGACUUGAACUUGAGAGAAACCAGUCUGAAUCAACUGGUCAGGUUUGCCACAGAGCUGAAGGAGGAGAAGUCCCAGGAAAUCCUACAGAGACUGAAUGAUAUGGAGAGAGAGAACAUGAAGAAACCGAAGGAGAGUGAAGUCAGGGUUUCUGAACGGAUUGGCAGCCUCCAAAGGUUCACCACAGAGCUUGAGAAGAAGUGUGGGGAAUGUGCCUUAGCACUGCUCCAGAAUGCAAGACAUUCUUUCAAAAGGAGUGAGUCACUACUCCUUUGGUGUCUAAAGACAGCUCGUAUCACAGACCUGAGUUUAUGCCAAAUAAGAGGAAUGAGCAAAAUGCUAGGAGUAUUCCAAAGAAAUAUAAAUUUGGAUCCUGAAAUGGCUCAUCCCUGCCUGGUCUUAUCUGAGGACCUGAGAAGUACGAGAUUUGGAAAUAUCCAUCAGGAUGUGCCUGGCCACCCAGGCAGAUUUGACUGCAGUGCCACUGUGUUGGGUGUGGAAAGCUUCACCUGAGGAAGGCACUAUUGGGAGGUGGAUGUGGAAAAGGCAAGAAAAUGGCAAGUGGGCAUAUACCAAGACUCUGCAAAUAGAAAAGGCAACAUGCUCAACGCUUCUGGAGACAAAAUCUUUCUCAUGGGAUUCAUGAUGGGAACUGACUGCACCUUGUGGAUCUUUCCACCUUUAAAAAGGGUCUCCCUGAGAGAACAAAUGCACAAAGUUGGAGAUUUCCUAGAUUAUGAGUGUGGGCAGAUAUCAUUCUACAAUGUGCCAGAGAGAUCCCUCAUUUAUAAUUUCUCUUAUCUCACCUUCCAAGGAUCUUUUAGGCCUAUAUUUUCUCUUUGUAUCCCAAAUGGAGACAUAAAUUCAGAUUCUCUCACUAUCUCCUCCCCUUAUAUUCCUUCUUAUAAAGUUACUGUUAGCCCUUAA